Molecule: messenger RNA, 2717 nt
Organism: Drosophila guanche
Lineage: Eukaryota; Metazoa; Arthropoda; Insecta; Diptera; Drosophilidae
Exons: 4
Coding region: 252-2717 (821 amino acids)
Biological process (GO): positive regulation of DNA-templated transcription
Cellular component (GO): chromatin; nucleoplasm
Molecular function (GO): ubiquitin-protein transferase activity; zinc ion binding
Source: RefSeq, a predicted model, not a curated record
CAACCACAACAAACGAUUGCACAAUUGUCAAUGGCAGACGUGUUGUUGCCAUUUCCACCUCUGACCGACGUUUGUAUAAUUUCCAUUGUUGCGGGCCAAAUCUAAUUGGAUUAGGGGAAAGAAAACCUCACGCCGCCCGGCCCAGCAGCAGUCACAAGGGGAACACGCAGCGGGUCUGAUGGCGUGGCGGAACCACAACUAGAGCUGGAAAUCCCUUCAGGAAUAGGAUUACAUAUAGAGAGAACCCAGUCAUGAGCGAGCGCCCCAUAAAACCCAUCUUCAAGCGAAGGACGAGCGCCUCCACGAAAAGCGUCAGCGGGGGCCCACCAAUCAUCGACUAUGAGCGCAUGGAGGGGGAGACUGGAGCCAAGGUUGUGCCUACAGCAGCUGUGGUUCCACCUCCACCACCAGCACCAACCACUGGCAAACUGAUGUUGAAGUUGAGCUCCUCAAAGAUUUCCCUGCGUAAGAAUCCUCCCCAGGGACAGGGACAGCUACAGCUGCUACAGACACUGCCCAUUGCCGAGGCAGUGCGUCGUAAGUCGGCGCCACAGCUGUUCACCUUUGCCAUUGCACCCAAGGUGGAGGGUACCUUGGCGGACACGCCCACAGUGCCCAAACUAGAGCUGAGCAACUGCAUCAUUCGACGCUCGCGGACACUGGGAUUGGCGGGGCCCGUUCAACCCACACUGACGGAGAUACCCCUGGAGGAGGCCCAAGUUCAGGACAGUGGGAGUGAGCAAAGCAGCAGCCUGGCUGGCGGAGGUGGCAGUUCCACCUCGCCAGAGUCGCUGCUGGACAACAUCUUGAGCGGGGCCUCGUCCGUGUCCGUGCAGAGUAGCAGCAGCAGUCAGGCCAGCAAUGUGACGGUGGCACAGCCACAGAUCAGAGCCAAGCCAGAGCAGCUGCAACCCAAGCGAUUGCUGAGUCUCAAGGCCUCGCCCGAGCUUAGGGUGUCGCCACCCACGCCGGACACGGCACAGCCCAGGCAGGAGAUGCUGCCGCGAUUACUACUCCCAUCCGUGGAGCGGCCACCCACACUGGAGAUCUACAAUGCACACAGUCCCAUGAUCAGAAGUCGCUCCAAUUCGCCAGCCAUCACGCCCUCACCCUCACCGAGCAUUACGCUGAGACCCAGCACGCCGCCAGAGACAAUUUUGAUCACCUUCGGUGAUGAGUUGAAGUGUGCCAUCUGCAUGGAUGUCUACACGGAUCCGCGAACCCUACACUGCCUGCACUCCUUUUGCCUGCAGUGUUUGGUCAAUGAGAACUUUAAGGAGGAGGCCUGCGCCACGUGGGAUCACUCACAGAGCGAGGUUCCCUCCAACUACAGUCUGCGCUCGGAGAUGGGCGGCUCGAGUGCCGAACUGGCGACUGUCUCCCCUGCCCGACAGCGUGGUGCCAGCUUCAGUUUGAGGCGCAAAAAGUCCAUGGAUCGAUUGGUAGUUCGGUCCAAGAGUGAUGGCAAGCGUUCCACUAGUUCCUUUAGCACUCGCUUCACGGGCAGCUUUGUCAGCGACAUUGCUCCACGCUGCAUACGCUGCCAUGUGUGUCAGUAUCCCACGGAUGUGCCACUGGGUGGAGUGCGUCUGCUACCACAGAACUAUUUGCUGGUGCGGCGCAUCGAAGUGCUGCGACUGCAGGCAGGCGAAGAUGUCAUCUCGAGGGUCUGGUGUUCGCUCUGCAGCGAUGAGAUUAGUGCCACUUAUCACUGCAUCAGUUGCACCCUCAAUCUGUGCUCGCUGUGCAAGGACGCCCACGAGCGGCAGCGUUCCACAGCCAAUCAUCGCAUGAGAAGCAUCCUGGAGCUCCGGCGCGCACGCAAGCAAAAGCAGCAGCAGUUGGGCCUGGGAGACAGCAGCAAGCUGGUGCUCAAGUGUGGCCUCCACACCAACUUUGAGCUUAAGGCCUUCUGUGUGGUGUGUCGACAGUUGGCUUGCACGGACUGCCUAGUGCUGCUGCACAAGGGACAUCGCCACGAGACCGUUGCGCGGGCCAUUGGCCAGCAGAGUAAGCUGCUCCGGGAAGCCACCGAUCAGACGCGUCCGCUGUGUCAGUAUGCUGAGCAUUCCAUCGAAAGAUUAAACGAUAUAGCCAGAGGCAUCAAUGCUAGAUGCGAUGACAUACACAACCAGGUGGAGCGGCAUAUGCAGGGCUACUUCGAGGCAGUGGAAGUGCAUCGGCGGACGCUCCUACAGCAAAUAAGUCGCGCCAGGGAGUCCAAGGUAGAGAUAAUACUCAAGCAGCAAUUGGAUUUGGAAAAACGCACGCAGGAGGCCAUGGAUGCUGUACACUUCAGCCAGGAGCUGUCCGAAAUCGGUGCCGAUGCAGAGAUACUCAGCUUUGUGGGCAUUCUCCUCAAGCGCUUCGAAUUCUGUCAACAAUUCAAGCCCCCGGUGGAUCCCAAGAUCUCCGAUUCGCUGCACUUUCUACCCAAGAUACGGGCACCGGCCACCAAGGAGCAGCGGGAUAUUCCCCUCUAUGGCAUCAUUACCAUGCAGGUGGUGGAGCCAUCGCUGUGCACCCUCGAGUGGGAGGGCUUCUCGCAGCUGCGACUCCACAGGAAGGCCGAUCUAAUGCUGCACUCUCGUGAUGCGGAUGGCGUUUCCCUCUGUCAUGGUGGUCUGCAGAUCAAUUGUAUGAUCAAGUACAAGGACUCCACGUCCAAGUUUCUGCCCAUCGAUGUCCGCCUGUUAGCACUACCGUGGAUGUUGUAG